Messenger RNA from Paralichthys olivaceus (Japanese flounder), 1210 nucleotides. RefSeq names its product C-X-C chemokine receptor type 5. The record is from RefSeq and is a predicted model, not a curated record. Lineage: Eukaryota; Metazoa; Chordata; Actinopteri; Pleuronectiformes; Paralichthyidae. Gene Ontology annotation, cellular component: membrane; external side of plasma membrane. Gene Ontology annotation, biological process: cell chemotaxis; G protein-coupled receptor signaling pathway; positive regulation of cytosolic calcium ion concentration. Gene Ontology annotation, molecular function: C-C chemokine binding; C-C chemokine receptor activity.
AACAUUUCACUACGGCAGCGUGAGGUAAACAUUCAAUUGACCAAGAUUUAUCCACAUGGCAGUGACAAGGACUUUUGCAUUUUCCACGCUGACAGACUACGGAGAAUAUGAGAAUGACACAGACUAUAGUCAACAGAACGUCUCCGACCUCCCAGUCUAUAUCUGUGAAGAAGAAGAGGAGCGCCUGCAGACCCUCGGCACUGUGUUCCAGCCUGUGUUGUACAGCUUGAUCUUCCUGCUGGGUGUGGUAGGGAACGGUCUGAUGAUAACAGUCCUCCUGAGACGUUGGCGUCUCCUGCGCAUCACUGAGAUAUACCUACUUCACCUCGCCCUGGCUGACCUCAUGCUCCUUUUAACGUUCCCUUUCGAUGUGGUCGACUUCGUCGCUGGUUGGUUGUUUGGGGAUUUUCUCUGCAAGCUGAUGGGCCUGAUGAAACAUCUCAAUCUCCUCUGUGGGAGUUUCCUUUUAGCUUGCAUUGGGUUUGAUCGGUAUUUGGCUAUCGUUCAUGCCAUUCCCAGCAUGCGAAAUCGGCGUCCGAGAGCAGUGCAUGUAACUUGCAUUUUACUGUGGCUUGUCUGUUUGGGUUUAUCAGCUCCAAAUUUUGUGUUUCUUUCUGUGAGAGAGGAGCAAACUAACACAUCCAGCCUCUACUGUCUCUAUUAUCAUCAUGACAUCCAUGGACACAACUGGGUUUUGACCAACAGAGUCUUCGAUCACAUUUCCUUUUUCGUACCUCUGGCUGUCAUGAGCUACUGCUACACAGCAGUGGUAGUUACUUUGUGCAACAGUCAGAAAAGCCAACAAAAGCAAGGAGCCAUGCGACUGGCUUUACUUGUCACUCUUGUCUUUUGCCUCUGUUGGCUCCCAUAUAACAUCACCUUACUGAUAAAAACUCUGUCAGACCUGGAGGUCAUCCACUAUGAAAGCUGUCAAACUUUUGCCCUGCUGCGAGCCGCCCUCGAUGUGUCCCUGAGUCUGGGAUUCUUACACUGUUGCCUGAACCCCUUCCUUUAUGCCUUCAUUGGGGUGCAGUUUCGAAAAGAGUUGAGUCGGUUACUGCGUCAACUUGGAUGCAGCCCUGUUUGUCUUCCGUUCAUCAGAAGUCAGGGUCAAAGUCGACCAUCCAUUUCUGAUGGAGCAGCAACCAUCAGCACAAAUAUCUGAACAAAACAAAUCUAAAUAAACUCUCUUACAAUGAUUCUUUUCGAU